Molecule: messenger RNA, 2440 nt
Organism: Paramisgurnus dabryanus
Lineage: Eukaryota; Metazoa; Chordata; Actinopteri; Cypriniformes; Cobitidae
Gene: bmerb1
Product: bMERB domain containing 1
Biological process (GO): negative regulation of microtubule depolymerization
Cellular component (GO): microtubule cytoskeleton
Source: RefSeq, a predicted model, not a curated record
UCCGUCAUCCUGUUGACGUCACUGAGAUGUUCAGCUCCUCGGAUGAGCACGAAUAAACGCAAUCACAACAACUAGACGGCAGGCAGAAUCAAAGAAAUCAAACAGUUGUGACAUUCACAUUUAAUAUGGAAUUAAAUAAAGUCAUUUCCGAGAGUGAGAGAACGACGAAAACCUACGGCGCGCUGCACGAGACCAACAGGACCACGGACAAAGGCCAGAUGGACGUGUCCAUGGUGGAGAGCUCCAUGUCUCCAGAAGAGAUCGAGGCAGAAAUGGCUCGGAUUCAGCGCCUGCGGGAGGUGCUGGUGAGACGUGAGUCUGAACUGCGUUUCAUGAUGGACGAUAUUCAGCUCUGUAGAGACAUCAUGAGUCUAAAACAAGAGCUGAGGAAGAUUGUAACAAUGUCAGACGCAGAGAAGACAAAGAAAUAUCGUCAGAGAGAAGAGAAAUUAAUCCAGGACAUUCAUCAGCUGGUGCAGAAGAGAGAUUUUCUGGUGGAUGACGCAGAAGUCGAGCGACUGAGGGAACAAGAGGAAGAUAAAGAGAUGGCCGAAUUUCUUCGACAGAAGCUCAGUGUUGUACGGAAUCCUCCGAAGGCCAGAACGACAGAACCUCCAUCCUACAAACCCUCCAUCACCAAGAGCAGUGUGGCCAUCAUUAAAGACUGCUGUGGAGCGACCCAGUGCGCCAUCAUGUGAAGAUCAACCGAAGACUCGCAGCUCCUCGUUCUGCAGCUUUUCUUUAAACUAAUAUUAGAUGAAUAUGUUGUUUGGAUUCAUUCACUCCAGAAGCUAAAAGCGGUUUUAAACAGUCUCUCAGGAUAAUGACAGCACCAAGUCCAUCCUUAACUAUCCAGACCGGUCAGGAGGAACAGCAAAGGAUCUUGGGUAACAUCCAUCCGACCUCCUAAAUCAAUAAACCGUGCAUACAAAUCAAUUGUUCAUUUUCAACAAUGCAUGCUAAAGGUUAGAAACAUUCAUUCUUUCAAGUGUAUUAAAGUUAUAAAUACAGGUGACUGGUGAGGCUUAGUCAAGUCUGGUUUAAGGUUUGGUCAUUAGCAGCAGAAGUUUCAACCCAGAGCAUCAACUUCAUUUUGUAAACCCUGGAAAUAAAAUCAAUCUUAGUUUAAACCAUAUAAACAAACCACCCAAAAAUCUAAACGUUGUUUUCAGAGCAUCUUUCUUUAGAAGUUCAGUUCAUUAAAAAAAGAUUUUUUUCUUUUUAAAUGUGACAAACCCACCAGACCAAACAACUUGAGGCAAACAUUGGAUUAAUUUUGCCAGCGCGUUCCUUCAUUUCAUCUACACGAUUCGCUCGCGGCCAUCGGUGUGAAAAGAUGAUCUGAUACCUGCGCUUACGUCCAUCAUGGGCAUUUCUUUAGUGUCUCACAUACAGAGGAGUCACUCACGAAUGCUCAUCUAUUUAUGAAUCAGCAGAUCUUAAACUGAGAUGCAAAGCUGAAUUACAGUUGUAGUUUUAUGUCUAGGAUCCUUUCAGAGAUCAACAACUUGUGAGUGAAAAGACCAACAGGUCUCCGCAAAAUCCUGUUCAAUUAGAAAGCAUGCACAUAAAAUACACACAGAAACCCCUUCACAUAAACCGGGUGAAAUCACUUGAAAUUUCUUUACAAUUUAAACUACAUUUUCUUUGGAGUGAGAAGAUAUUUUCAACAAACAGUUACAUUAAAAGCAGCUAGUGUAGAAAAAGUUGAUUUUGGCACAAUCUGUAUUAAUCCCUCCCAGACAGCAAACGACUCUGCACCGGAUCUGGGCCAAAGUCAGCAGAUCUGGUGUGAAUCUUUCUCGUCUGCUAUUUGGGCUGUUACACAUUUUGACAUUACAAUUAAAAUAUAGCCUAAUUAUUUUCCUUAUGUUUAUUGUCAGAAAAUAUGAAGGUUUUUUCUUCAUUCAGAAUUUUAAUGACCCAGCAGUAACGACAUAAACCAGUGGCUUUGUGGAACAAACGUAACUUCCAGUAAAUUCCACAAAGAAUCAUAAAGAGUUAUUUUAGUUUAGAUACUAGCCUGACCAUUAACCAAACAGAGACCAGAAGUAAAGUUCAGUCCAGACACGUAACCGCGUCCGAUGAAAGAGUUUAUACACAAAUCUACUCACAAGUUAGUGAAGACGAUUUGGCAUCACCAAUUCACCUUUGGACCGUAAGAGAAAACCCACACAAGACAGAGAGGACAUGCAGUUAUAUCAUUAUAAUAAUCAUGUUUAAAUCACUGUGAUGAAUACAGUUUGACACGGACAAACAUUUCAAAAGUCUCUUGUGGACAAUUUCCUGAAAGAGAAAUGAUGUGUCCCGUUUUAAAAGAUGCAUUUAUGGGAGAAGCUGGAGUCGAGUCUCAAGUCUAUUUAAUGCUUUUUAUUUUAUUUUAAUGAAAAUAUGUUACUGUUGUUAUUUCAUUAAAAUUCAUGUUUCCGUCAUCGCUGAA